This is a messenger RNA of Notolabrus celidotus (New Zealand spotty), 2906 nucleotides long. It is a transcript of the gene ercc4, whose product is annotated as excision repair cross-complementation group 4. Lineage: Eukaryota; Metazoa; Chordata; Actinopteri; Labriformes; Labridae. Gene Ontology annotation, biological process: resolution of meiotic recombination intermediates; nucleotide-excision repair involved in interstrand cross-link repair; double-strand break repair via homologous recombination. Gene Ontology annotation, cellular component: nucleotide-excision repair factor 1 complex. The transcript has 10 exons. The record is from RefSeq and is a predicted model, not a curated record. Gene Ontology annotation, molecular function: damaged DNA binding; single-stranded DNA binding; single-stranded DNA endonuclease activity. Bases 162 to 2861 code for a protein of 899 amino acids.
GCCGGAUGUGCAACUUCAAAACAUUGAACAACAGAAGUGUGCAGCCCGUCAGUGGCUGUCUCAAGAUGAUUUCUGUUGCCUUAAGAUAACAUUUCUCGCCGAUAGUGAGAUAUAAAGAGGUGUUUUUGCAGCAGUUGCUCUGUUUUUAUUGUUGCUCCAACAUGGCGGGUCCGCUGUUGGAGUUUGAGACGGAGAUGUUUCUGAGUCUGUUCGGCUCUGACGGACUGCUGGUUGUGGCAGAGGGGAUGGGGAUAGACCGCAUCCUGCUGCAGUUCAUGCGGGUCUACUCAGAGCCUGGAAGCCUUGUUCUUCUGCUUAACACAACCACAGCUGAGCAGGAGUAUUUCACUGAGCAGUUGCGAGUGGAGGGUGUCACCCACCUGCCCAGGACAGUCACCAGUGAUAUCCAGAGCACAGAGCGCUACAAUGUUUACACCCAGGGAGGAGUUCUGUUUGUCACCAGCAGGAUCCUGGUGGUUGACUUUCUCACUGAUCGCAUCCCUGCUCAUCUCAUAUCAGGCAUCCUGGUGUAUCGGGCUCAUAAAAUCAUCGAGUCUUGCCAAGAAGCCUUCAUCCUCCGCCUGUUCAGACAGAAGAACAAGACAGGCUUCAUUAAAGCCUUCACUGACAAAGCUAUAUCCUUCUCCUCUGGCUUCUGCCAGGUGGAGCGUGUAAUGAGGAACCUCUUUGUCAAGAAGCUCUACCUCUGGCCCAGGUUUCAAGCUUCAGUAAACACAGUCCUGGAAAGGCACAAGCCAGAGGUAGUGGAGCUCCAUGUGUCAUUGACGCCAGCUAUGAGAGCCAUCCAGAGCUCCAUCCUGGACAUCAUGAGCGCCUGCCUGAAGGAGCUGAAGCGCUACAACCCCACCCUUGAGGCCGAGGACCUUUCUCUGGAGAACACUCUUGGCAAUGCCUUUGAAAAGGCCAUCCGUCAUUACCUGGACCCUUUGUGGCACCAGCUGGGAGCAAAGACCAAGGCCCUGGUCCAGGACCUGAAGGUGCUGAGAGUACUCCUGCUCUACCUCACCCAGUACGACUGUGUGACCUUCCUAAACCUGCUUGAGUCUCUGCGCUCCAGCCAAAAGAGCUUUGGAUCCAAUUCAGGAUGGCUGUUCCUUGACUCCAGUACCUCCAUGUUUGUGAAUGCCAGAGGGAGAGUAUAUCACUUCCCUGAGAGCAAGAAGAAACUCAAAGUGGGAGCAGAGGCAGUGAAGCAGAAGCCACUCUCAACCUUAGAGGUGAAGCGGGUGCUGGUACUGGAGAAGAGCCCAAAGUGGGCGGCUCUGACCGAGGUACUGCAGGAGAUUGAGAGGGAGAACAAGAGCUCUCAACAGGAACCCGGCCGUGUGCUGAUCUGUGCUAGUGAUGACAGGACCUGUGCCCAGCUGCAGCAGUACAUCAGGUACGGCUCUGACUGGCUGCUAAACCGACUUUACACCCGCACGGUAGGCAAACAGGACUCCUCUGCUGCUGCUGCUCUCGCGCUUGACUCUCACAAAAAGGGUAAAGGCUGGACUCAUAACGGUGGCAAAGGAAAGGAGCCUGCACAAAAGAAAAACACAAAGUCCACAAAGAGUAACAAGAGACCGUCCCUCACUCUGACCCAGAUGGUGGGGGAAAAGGAGACUGAUGAAGCUGCAGUCAUGGGCAGCAGCAGAGAGGAGGAUGAACUGAUGGAGGAGGAUGAAGAGGAGGAAGAACAGCUGAAGUUAGAUUUGUCAUCCGAUGCAUACUAUGGUCUGGUCAAGGAGCCGCUGACUGUCAUCCACCCACUGAAAGGCCUCACUGACCCCCACAGCCUGACGCGGGUGCUGCAUGAGGUGGAGCCCAGCUUUGUGGUGCUGUACGAUGUUGAACUCAGUUUUGUCCGCCAGCUGGAGGUGUACAAAGCUAUCAGGCCUGGAAAGCCUCUCAGAGUGUACUUUCUUAUCUAUGGAGGCUCAACAGAGGAACAGAAAUACCUGACGACGCUGUCGAAGGAAAAGAAAGCAUUUGAACACCUCAUUAGAGAGAAGGCCACCAUGGUCAUCCCAGAGGAGAGGGAGGGGAGAGAAGACACCAACCUGGACCUUGCUAGAAAUUUAGCGCCUGCCAAUGAAACUACAAACAGCCGCAAAGCAGGAGGCCAGGACCAGCCCAAAGAGCCCUCUAGAGUCAUCGUGGACAUGCGAGAGUUCCGCAGUGAGCUGCCCUCCCUCCUGCACCGACGAGGACUGGACAUUGAGCCCGUCACUUUAGAAGUAGGCGACUACAUCCUCACCCCAGAAACAUGUGUCGAGCGCAAGAGUGUCAGUGACUUGAUAGGCUCACUGCAGAGCGGUCGGCUCUACACCCAGUGUCUCUCCAUGACCCGCUACUACAGGAAGCCAGUGCUGCUGAUUGAGUUUGACCCAGCUAAACCCUUCUCUUUAAUGGCUCGAUCGGAUUUCAGACACGAGAUAUCCUCAAAUGAUAUAUCCUCAAAACUCACUCUACUCACCUUGCAUUUCCCCCGGCUACGUAUCCUCUGGUGCCCCUCUCCGCAUGCCACAGCUGACCUCUUCCUGGACUUGAAGCAGGGCCGCCUUGAACCUGACGCAGCAGCCGCUCAGGCAGUCACAGCUGAGUCAGACAUGGUGGCUGAAUCUGCAGAACUCUACAACCCCGGACCUUAUGAUUUCUUGUUGAAGAUGCCUGGAGUCAACCCAAAAAACUACAGAGCUAUUGUGAAAAAUGCAGAUAGCCUCGCAGAUUUAGCCAAACUCAGCAAGGACAAGCUUGCAGAAAUACUGGAGAAUGCUAAUAAUGCUAAAUUGCUGUACGAGUUUCUGCAUAAUGACGCUGAUGUCCCUGCUCCUGUUCAAAAAGCCAAACAGAAAUGAAAAAAAAAAAAGCAACUGAAUUAGAUACAGAUUAUUUUUGUCCAG